Molecule: messenger RNA, 855 nt
Organism: Eremothecium cymbalariae DBVPG#7215
Lineage: Eukaryota; Fungi; Ascomycota; Saccharomycetes; Saccharomycetales; Saccharomycetaceae
Gene: IST1
Product: Ist1p
Exons: 1
Coding region: 1-855 (284 amino acids)
Biological process (GO): protein transport
Source: RefSeq, a predicted model, not a curated record
AUGCCUCAAAUGAUACCGCAAGUAGUAAGGCUAAAGACAGCUUUAAAGAUGUCUGUACAAAGGCUACGUUAUGCUCAAGAGAAACAGCAAGCAUUAGCUAAGCAGUCACGAAGGGAAGUUGCUCAGUUAUUAUCUCAAGGAAAGGAGCAAAAAGCCCAAUACAGGGUUGAAACAUUAAUCAAUGAUGAUAUACAUAUAGAAUUACUCGAAAUAUUAGAGCUAUAUUGUGAAUUACUUCAUGCACGUGUGUCAAUACUAAAUGCCAUUACAGAUGAAUGUGAUUUAAUAACUCAUCAUAUUGAGGAUGGGAUCAAUGAAGCAGUUCGGGCAAUAGCAUAUGCACAACUGCAUGCACCAGAAAUAAAAGACCUAGUUCAUGUGAAGGAGCUCUUAGUGCACAAGUUUGGUAUAGAUUUCUUGAAAGCCAUUGUGGAGGAUAAGGCCGGUGUCCCUGCGAAGGUAAGUAAGAAAUGCUCACCAUUUCUCGCGGAUUCUGGCCUUGUAACACUAUAUUUGAAGGAGAUUGCAUCUACUUAUGGGGUACCAUUUAGUGGCUUGAACGACAGUACAGCUGAGGAAUGUAAGGACCUAACAGAAACGACUGAGAGCAUUGCUGACUCCGAGCUUGGAGAUAGGAAACCCAUCCUUGCAUUGGACAACGAUGAGCUAGGUGACGAUGAGCAUCCUAUUACAGUUAAGAAGCCAAGAAAGAACAGUGAAACACUUGAUAAGAAACUAGCAAUUCCAAAGUCAAUAGCUAAGGACGUUAAAGUUUCACAUAAAAAAGAAAAAGUCUCUUUAGUUUCCGAUGAGCUAGAAGACCUUAAAAAACGCUUUGAAGCGCUACGUAGAUAG